Paracoccidioides brasiliensis Pb18 is the source of this 888-nucleotide messenger RNA. RefSeq lists its product as uncharacterized. Gene Ontology annotation, biological process: proteolysis. Bases 1 to 888 code for a protein of 295 amino acids. The transcript is spliced from 6 exons. The record is from RefSeq and is a predicted model, not a curated record. Gene Ontology annotation, molecular function: metallodipeptidase activity.
AUGCAUGAACUGAAGACGCCACCCGAAAAUAACAUUCUAAUAAAGGUUCAAAGAUUAAUGGGCAUGCCAUCCCCGAAAACUCGAUCAUCUGGGGCAGUUGUUGCGACGGGCGUCUUUAGCAUGGCUCACGCUAUUCGCAUUAUAACCUCCGUCGCGGAACAUAUUUUCGUUGUAUGUUUUCCCCAUAAAUUCUCCGGAGAGAAAAAAAUCUUCUCAGAUGAGAUAGCGCUAGGACAGGUGGAUUUCCCGCGCCUGAGAAAAGGCGGGCUACGAGGCCAGUUCUAUGAGUGCAAUUAUGUCGGCUGUCCUCAAAGUCUCCGGCAAUUUCUCAGAUUAAGUCCACCAAGAAGUCGUCUACGUACACUUUCCAGCAGAUACCAGCAAAUAGACCUUAUCCACCGUAUUGCAAAACAAUAUCUUCAACACCUAAAGCUCUCCGCCGACGAAGUCUGGUCUAACUUCUCCAUAUCGAGUCUCAUCGGCGUUGAGGCUGUCAUAAUAGAUAUGCCGACAGCGCAACCUCCAAAGUAUCCAGUUAAUAACGACCCUUCGCCCGUGGAUCAGGCCAUUGUCCGUGUGAAAAUGAACCGACUAGGCAUGAUAGUUGACCUGGCUCAUGUGAGCAAUGACCCCAUGCGAGAUGCGCUGCGGAUUUCUUCCGCGCCAGUGAUAUUAUCUCACUCGUCGCUGAAGCGGAACGGAGGGACGAUCACGAUUACUUCGUUCCCCGAGUAUACACAAAGUGAUGGUCAGGGUAAUGCGUCGUUGUCGGAUAUGACAGAUCAUGUUCAACAUGUGGGGAAUUUGAUUGGUAUGGACAUAGGGCUUGGUGCGGUCUUUGAUGGAAUGCCUAAUUCUGAAGAAGGUUUGGAGGAUAUUUCAAAGUAG